This is a messenger RNA of Paramecium sonneborni, 852 nucleotides long. NCBI's taxonomy places the organism in Eukaryota, Ciliophora, Oligohymenophorea, Peniculida, Parameciidae. The record is from the annotation of a GenBank genome assembly.
AUGCAAUUUAACUUUUUAAUCUCAAAAUGUAUGUCAGUUAAUGAAAACGGAAUGAGUAUUUUGAAUGGAGCUUAAUAACGCAAUCCAUAACUUGAUGAAGUGAUUACUACUAUGGGUGAAGCAUCUGCAAAGGUAUUAAUUGUAAAUAUAUGUAAGGCAUAAAAUUUGAAAUAAGUUAUAACAAGUCCAUUAAGAUUUUAUUAAAGUGAUUAAAAGUUAUAUAUUAAAUCAGAAGGAAAAGUAUUAAUAUAAUUGAAUAUAUUUAGUAAUGUUUAGGUAUGCUUAAGGUGGGAAGAAAGAAUUUAUUUCACAGAGAUUUAAGUGGAUUAGUUAAAGAAAUACAGCCUUUGUGCGUGUUAGACUUUUAUGUACAUGAGUCUGUUUAGAGAAAAGGAAUUGGGAAAGAAUUAUUUGAAGAAAUGCUUAGAUGUGAAAUAAUUUGCCCAGAAAAACUAGCAUAUGACAGACCAUCUCCAAAAUUACUUGGAUUUCUAAAAAAACAUUAUCAUCUCUAAAAUUAUAUACCAUAGAAUAACAAUUUUGUUAUCUUUUCAUAAUAUUUUGAGAAUAGAUAAUAAUAGAUUCUAAAUAAUUAACUGGCAUCACCAUAGUCAACAUAAUAUUAAUAAUCAUCAACACCUUUAAAAGUUGAAUAGUUAGGAUCAUUGAUGUCGUAGAUGACUAUUUAAUCAACAUAAUCCAAAAAUCAAUAAUAAAAGGAAAGUAAAACUUAAGCUCCAUGGGCAACAGAUCAAAAGUAACAAUAAAAUGUAUUUAAUUUUUCUUAAUUAUUAGAUGUAUCAAACAACAACUGGACUCAUGUCAGCCUAAAUCUAGAAAAAAAGAUGAAAU